GCAGCCCGGAGCCCCCGAGCCCUCGGCAGGUUUGCCUGUCCUUCCCCGCGAUCUGAUUGGAUAAAGUGGGGGCUCGACGGUGGCCGACGUGGGACAGUCUGGCUGUGGCAGGGGUCUCGGAAACCAUGGGUUAUUGCAGCGGCAGGUGCACGCUUAUCUUUAUCUGUGGCAUGCAACUGGUUUGUGUGCUGGAGAGGCAAAUAUUUGACUUCCUUGGAUAUCAGUGGGCACCUAUCCUGGCAAAUUUUGUACAUAUUAUUAUCGUCAUUCUUGGUUUAUUUGGAACUAUCCAAUAUAGACCUCGUUACAUAACAGGAUAUGCUGUCUGGCUAGUCCUCUGGGUUACCUGGAAUGUGUUUAUUAUCUGCUUCUAUUUGGAGGCUGGGGACCUCUCAAAGGAAACAGACCUUAUCCUGACUUUUAAUAUUUCAAUGCACCGAUCUUGGUGGAUGGAGAAUGGACCAGGAUGUACGGUGACAUCAGUGACACCUGCACCAGACUGGGCCCCAGAAGACCAUCGCUACAUCACGGUCUCAGGGUGUUUUCUGGAGUACCAGUACAUAGAAGUGGCUCAUAGUUCCCUCCAGAUUGUCCUCGCACUGGCAGGGUUCAUCUACGCCUGUUAUGUUGUGAAAUGUAUAACUGAAGAAGAGGACAGCUUUGAUUUCAUAGGUGGCUUUGAUUCUUAUGGCUAUCAAGGGCCUCAGAAGACAUCUCAUUUACAACUACAGCCUAUGUACAUGCAAAUUCCCUUGGAUAACAACUGA
Messenger RNA from Neomonachus schauinslandi (Hawaiian monk seal), 767 nucleotides. It is a transcript of the gene NKAIN2, whose product is annotated as sodium/potassium transporting ATPase interacting 2. Bases 126 to 767 code for a protein of 213 amino acids. NCBI's taxonomy places the organism in Eukaryota, Metazoa, Chordata, Mammalia, Carnivora, Phocidae. Gene Ontology annotation, biological process: regulation of sodium ion transport. The transcript has 7 exons. The record is from RefSeq and is a predicted model, not a curated record.